GGAAAACACUGGGAGCCAGAAUAGAGCGUCGCAUUUGAAACGCUAAAACCCCCAACAGAAAAUGAACAACCGCCACCACUGAACUCCACCACUCUCACCUGUUCUCUUGUCUUUCACUCACCAAUGUCACAGAGCGUUCAUCUCGUCUGUUAUGGACCAUCCGAUAGCAAAUGUCUACCUUGUUCUGGGAUUCCGGGGAGAGUAGCCCCUGUACACCCUUGCUCUUCUCGUUUCAAGUCGCAGAUCAGGGUUGGAACACUGAACCGUGCUUAUAGUGGGGUAUCUUUUACAUGUAGAGCAAGUUCCAGUGGUCGUAACAGAAAUCCAGAGUUCGGAAGGCAAAACAGGCAAGGAUACUCUCGGGGGAGGAAUAGGAGAAAUGAAGAGAGAGAUGGCUAUGAAAACCUUGAAGAAUCGGAUUUGCUUUCUGCUAAAAAUGGUCCACUGCUCUCCCUUCCUAGUAACACAAAGUUUGGGGCUACUGCAUCCCCCGGUCCCAGAGAAAAAGAGAUUGUUGAGCUGUUCAGGAAAGUCCAGGCUCAGCUUCGGGAGAGAACUGCUGUCAAAGAAGAAAAUAAGGUUGAACCUGUGCAAGGGAAAGGUAAAGAGAAUGAAACUGUAGAUUCUCUUCUUAAACUAUUAAGGAAACAUUCGGCUGAACAGGCAAAGAGAAACAGUAAUGGUGCUGGAAACAAAGACUUUAUGUUGGACCAACCAGAAAAGAAUGGCCGAUAUAGUGAAAGAAAAAACACGGCUUUGGAUUCAAAUAAUAGUGUGAAGGAUUAUACUGAAGAGCCUACUGCCUCUUUGAGCAGGCCUGCAUCAAAUUUUCGACGCAAGUCUCCCAUCAAUCGGUUGGCGUAUCAACCUAUAUAUUCAGAGGACGAUGAGACAGUCAAUUCGAUGCAGCAUGUGAAUUCAACUGACAAAUGGAAAAGGAAUCAUGCUGAGAGAGUUUCUAAACCAGAGCCAGAGGUUGAGAUUGAUGUGGAGUCAAUACUUGAGCCUGAGCCUAUUCACUUGACUGACAUUGACUUUGAGCCUGAAUCCGAGCCUGAGCGAGAGAUUGUUCAGUUGUUAGAGGAUGAGACUUCAGGUCCUGAAGAAAAUCUUGUUGAUGAUGAUCAUGAUGAUGAGGAGGAGGACGAGGAGCAACUUAUUGAACAGAUGGAUUUGAGUGCAUGUAAGUUACCAGAAUUAAGGGCGAUCGCCAAGUCUCGAGGCAUGAAAGGGUUCUCAAAGAUGAAGAAGGCUGAGCUUCUGGAGUUGCUUACCAGCGGGAGCUUAGAUUGAUUCAUGAAUGCAUACCAGUUCGAUGAGAUUUUGGUUUUGGUUUCAUUUAUGUUGGCCUUAUUUUCAUUUAUGAUGUUAGUCUUUCACAGAAAAGCUUGUUGGGCGUUUCCAGUUGGGGGUCCUUUUGAGCAAUGGCUGGUGAGGUCGGUCUGACCCCAGUGUGAAUUAGCCUGUUUUUUGUUCUGUUCAGUCAUCUCCGGGAAGCUGUGUCUGAUUCAAUUUGCUUGUAGACUAGUGAGUGAGUGCUCUAUGUAAGACUGGUGAGCUUGUUGAACUGUCAAGUUCACAUUUGUAGUUUCUUACUCAAAAUAUAACUCAAGUUUUUGUCCAUCUUUUCUUGUUCAUUUCUCAUAGGCCUUCCAGCAUGUAUAUGCCUCAAAUAUUGCAAUUGAGAGAAUGUAUGUUGUUAAACCCU
Molecule: messenger RNA, 1708 nt
Organism: Argentina anserina (silverweed cinquefoil)
Lineage: Eukaryota; Viridiplantae; Streptophyta; Magnoliopsida; Rosales; Rosaceae
Product: rho-N domain-containing protein 1, chloroplastic
Exons: 2
Coding region: 124-1293 (389 amino acids)
Biological process (GO): DNA-templated transcription termination
Source: RefSeq, a predicted model, not a curated record